UGGUCUCCUUAAAUUCCCACGCAGAUUGGAAAUUGAGCAGGGAAUUUCUGGGCUGGCCCUCUUACAAGUAGUCAACAGCUGCUGAUGACUUCCACCUCCCUUGAAGACGUACCCUGAGGAGUCCUCAAAGACCGUCGCGAUUCGGAUGACCCUAGUCAAUGUUUCACGUCGAAGUAACACAUGGGCCCAAAUGUCAAGUUGUCUUGCCAUGUACCAGAAAUGGCGAAAGCGAUGCCGGGCUGCAAGAUAGGCAUUGGUAAAUGAACGAGAUCGUUGGGCAUGUCCAUUCCGAAGCCCAAAGCCGCAUACCUUGGGAAAGGGUCAUUAGAGAGCCAUGCUUUAGCUUCGUCGCUUGAUGCAUGUUACGGGAAGGCGUCACUGCCCCACACAGUCUGAAGACUACUGUCGGUACACAGUUGCUGGCACUCAUGCUCUUGGGUGUUGCCGCAGAUGAGUCUGAGUAUCGCGCAGUGAAGCACGGCUGCUCAACGGCGCCGCGUAGAGAGACCAAUACCGACUGGCAAUGUUCGACGUGUUGCAAAGGCACUCAUCACACAGUCUUGACGUGGAAGGGGCCGCAGCAGUGCACUCGUGCCCGCGUCUUCCUGGUGGCCGCGUCCACGAUGAGAUCCUGCGGACAAGCUGAAGAAUCUGGCGCUGGACAAUGUGUGUCGAGCCGAAGUCGGGGCAGAUCCUGCGAGGCCAGUGAUGUCGUCUUAGGCGUGCCCUCUACUGUACUGGACUGGACUCUGCAUUGCUGGGUGGGUUGGCAGGCGCAAUGGACCCCUGGUGAGUUGGGUGAGACAGCUGAGCUUCGGCUCGUCAGACAACCUUAGCACUGGUUGAAACAUCACCAACACGAAGCGCUGUACUCUCCGAACUCUGCCUGCCUAUUCUCUGGCGGCCUCGCUGCCACGCCGCCCUCCGGGUCAAGUGAGCAGCCAUGCAUGCACCGUCC
This is a messenger RNA of Microdochium trichocladiopsis, 958 nucleotides long. RefSeq lists its product as uncharacterized. NCBI's taxonomy places the organism in Eukaryota, Fungi, Ascomycota, Sordariomycetes, Xylariales, Microdochiaceae. The record is from RefSeq and is a predicted model, not a curated record. Bases 360 to 836 code for a protein of 158 amino acids. The transcript has 4 exons.